CUGCAAGCAAAAUAAAGCGCUUAUCACUACUGCAGAAAUAUGGAGAACAUGGGGAGACUUGUGCUUCUGAUGACAAUUUUUUGUGCACCUAUGACAAAUGCAAUACUUAUUGAAGGUAUUGUUGGAGGUGCUUUUCUUGUAGGUGGCUAUUUGGCGCCUAAAAUUUAUUGUCAUUUCACUGAAUGCUGUCACAACAAGUGGAUUAAACCCAACAUAACGGGUUUACAGACAGCCCUUCGGACGCGUGUUUUUGGUCAACACUUGGUCACUGAUACCGUUGUAAAGGCUCUUGUUGGACAUUUGAACAACAAGUCACCCAAUAAAGCGUUGGCGAUUUCCUUCAACGGCUGGACAGGAUCAGGAAAGAACUUUGUGAGCAAAAUCAUUGCCGAACAUAUCUUCAAGAAGGGAUUGGAGAGUGAUUAUGUUCAUCUGAUCAUAGCUACCCAUGAAUUCCCUCAUCAGUUCCAAGUAGAAUUUUACAAGCGACAGCUGCGCAAUCGAGUGGUAAGUUCUGUAUCAAAUUGCCCCAGAUCGCUGUUUAUCUUCGACGAAAUGGACAAAAUGCCGAUAGGCCUCGUAGAUGUGCUUAAACCCUUCUUAGAUCACUACCCCCCUGAUGAAGGAAAGAUCGAUUACCGUCAAAGUAUCUUCAUAUUCCUCAGCAAUACGGGGGGUCAUCUUAUCAACAAUGCUGUUCUAAAACACUGGAAAGACGGAAAGAAGCGAGAAGAUAUCAAGAUCAAAGAGAUGGACAAAGUCAUCAAUCUCGGUGAAUUUAAUAACAAGGGUGGAUUUUGGCAUUCCUCUCUAAUUGAAAAAAAUCUCAUAGAUUACUUUAUUCCAUUUAUGCCGCUGGAGAGAUCUCACGUUAAAAAGUGUGCUCAAGCCGAUUUAGAGAAGAAAGGACAUCCAGUAACAGAUUCCAUCCUAAAUAGAAUAGCAGAUGAGUUGUUAUACUUUCCAGAAGACCUAAAGGCCUUUUCUGAAUCUGGUUGUAAGAAAAUUUCAAGCAAAGUUGACUAUGUGAUGGGGUAAGGGAUUUUAAAAACUUUGCAGUUUGGACAUAGUAAGCAACAAGUGAGGUUGACAUAAUGUGUAGAUGAUUAAUAGAAACUGGUUUUUGAAGAAAUAAUAAAACCUUGUCACGUAGACUUACGGUAGUGACUUUCCAGUAGGUGUGACCUAGCCUUUCAAACUUUCAAGCUUUAGAAAUGGGUGGGGUGGGUAAGUUCAGCAGAGGGUAAAGAUGGAGGAGUUGGGAGUAUAUUUUAAAUACAAAGAAGAUAAUUAUGCGAUAACGAAAAUAGGUAUCUCAGAGAGAACAAGAGAAUGAAGCCCUGGUGUAAUAAUUUAAUUUACUGCCCUCAUUCUUAUAAGCCCCCCCUCUCCAAUAAGCACUCUUGUUUAAUUUGUUUUUGUUAAUAAGGGCCCCUAUUUAAUAAUCACUCUCAUUUCAUAAAUGCCCUUAUAGCAAUAAGUGACCCUCUUCUGUUUCAGUGAUGGGACUGCAGAGUACAACUACACUAAGAUCAACCACAGUUCAUCUUUCUUUAAUUGCUCAAGUAGAGCCUCAUUUCAAAAACAGUGGUCUUCAUCUCAGUAUCUCAGUUAUUAUGUUUACCUUAGUGCACAGUUCUUC
Messenger RNA from Pocillopora verrucosa, 1642 nucleotides. The record is from RefSeq and is a predicted model, not a curated record. NCBI's taxonomy places the organism in Eukaryota, Metazoa, Cnidaria, Anthozoa, Scleractinia, Pocilloporidae.